CCAUUUUCCUGUUGGACAGCGUAGGGGAAGGACUGGAUCGACAGCUCUCCCUUCGCAGUCACCUAUUCUGUACACCUACGAGGCAUUUCUACCCCUGGGGCGCCUCACAAGCGGGACACAAGAGAGACAGCCCUGUAAGACACACGUUUCACUUCAAUCAAUACUUCUGUCUAUAGUUGCCAUAAGAGGAAAGCAGGGUGUAUGGCAUGGGGCGUGUAAGUGAGGGGAAGGUGAAGGGGAAGGCCACAGAGGAGGAAUUUGAGGUGCUGGACGUGAGAGGAACAGCUGCGGACACCAUGAGCUGGCUACACAGAUUCCUCCAUGACCUCACCAGGGAGCCGGUCACCAAGCAGGUCGCUGUCGGGGGCGUGUCCGGAUGGGUGGUGGGUUACUUGUCUAUGAAAGUGGGCAAGGUGGCGGCGACGGUGGUGGGUGGCAGCUUGUUGGUGAUGCAGCUCGCCGCACACAAGGGAUACAUCAAGGUGGACUGGAACCGGGUGAACCGUGACUUGGAGAGCAACGCCAGGAAGCUGCGGAGAGAGGUGGAGUCGAAUGUCAACCCGAGAGUGGCGGAUGAGGACCCACUCCAAGCCGCCGCCCGCCGCCUGGACCGCUCCCUGGAGAAGGCCGCGGACAGGCUGGACCGCACACUCAACCGGGCCGAACAACGCACUGACUCGUGGCUCGGAAAAAAGAUGAAUUCUGCUCGACACUUUUACCGCAGACAUAUUUUGGGCGACACGAGCCGGGUUAGUGUAGACGAGAUGUAUAUGUUGAAUAUGUAUGUUGUGGCCUUCACCGCUGGCACCAUGCUGGGAGUCGGCACUGCUAAGAUGCUGUAACUGGCACUGCUGGUGGUGGUGGUGGUGAUGGUGAUGUUUGAGGGAGUGUUUUAGUGUGUAUUGGUGAGUUUUGGUGAUUUGGCUGGUCUGUAUGUUUUUUUUUUUUUUUUUUUUUAUUU
This is a messenger RNA of Portunus trituberculatus (swimming crab), 961 nucleotides long. RefSeq names its product FUN14 domain-containing protein 1-like. The transcript has 5 exons. The coding region runs from base 207 to 842 and encodes 211 amino acids. Lineage: Eukaryota; Metazoa; Arthropoda; Malacostraca; Decapoda; Portunidae. Gene Ontology annotation, biological process: autophagy of mitochondrion. The record is from RefSeq and is a predicted model, not a curated record. Gene Ontology annotation, cellular component: mitochondrial outer membrane.